CCAGUGCGGUGGCGACACAGCGUCGCCUCGCGGUUUAUAACGCCGCGCGCGGGCGCCAGGCGCGGCCGGCACGGGGGCAAAAGAGAGAUGAGGGGCUCGGGCGCGCGCAUGACCGCGCAGGCCGCGGCCGAGGCGGCCGUGGGCGCGGUCGGGUGCGGGUACGACCUCACGGGGGACCUCCGCCUCGGACGCGCCAAGCCGGCGGGGAGGCUGGUGGGGAUCGACGGCGCACGGACGCGGGAGCUGCUCCUGCCGGGCGGGGCCGUCGUCGCGGACGUGCCCGUGGGGAUCGUCGCCGACAAGGGCGAGCGCACGCGGUUCCGCUCCGACGUCCUCUCCUUCGUUCAGAUGGCGGAGCAGGUGAACCAGUCGCUGUCGUUGGCGGGGAAGAUCCCGUCGGGCGCGUUCAACGCCAUGUUCGACUACCGCGGGUGCUGGCACAGGGACGCCGCGGCCACACGGAACCUCUGCUUCGACGGCCGCUUCGUGGAGCUCUACAGCGUCGAGGCCGUGCGCGCGCAGCUCGCCCUGCAGGACCGCGUCAAGCAGGACGUGCCGCCCUUCUGGGAUCCCCCGGCGCUCGCCGAGUUCAUCGACACGUACGGGACUCACGUUGUCGUCGGGGUGAAGAUGGGAGGAAAGGACGUGGUGUGCGUCAAGCAGCUCAAGGGCUCCAAUCUGACGCAGAGCGACGUGCAGGCCCGGCUCAAGGAGCUGGUUGACGACAAGUUCUCUCAAGACGGCAUGGCAAGUUCCACUGCAGGGGACGACAAGUUCUCGCAGGGGCUAACCGGAAAUUUUGGUCCCGGUUCAGCUGCCCGGCACUCUUUCAGAUCACCAGUCGUUUCUCACAAGGAUGACAUCGUCAGUAUUCACAUCAGGAGAGGGGGCGUCGACACUGGUCAGGGCCACAGCAAAUGGCUCUCGACGAUCACCAGCUUUCCCGAUGUCAUCUCCAUGGCGUUCGUGCCCAUAACUUCUCUGUUGUCCGGCGUUCCAGGCUGCGGGUUCCUCAAUCAUGCGGUGAAUCUCUACCUCAGAUACAAACCGCCCAUAGAAGAGCUUCAGCAGUUCCUGGAGUUCCAGGUGCCACGGCACUGGGCUCCAGAGUUCGGUGAGCUCCCACUUGGCCUCCAAAGGAAGAAGAACAGCUUGCCGUCUCUUCAGUUCACCCUCAUGGGCCCUAAACUUCAUGUCAAUACUGCCAAGGUUGAUUCUGGCAACCGUCCGGUGACCGGCAUCCGGCUGUUCUUGGAAGGCAAGAAGAACGACCGGCUGGGCGUGCACCUCCAGCACCUGUCGGCGACGCCGAGCACGAUCACGGUCGUCGGCGAGGCCGCCUCGGCCGAGGACGUCACCGUGAACGAGCGCGACUACAUCGAGCCCGUCAAGUCGCCGUUGCUCUCGCACAUCUGCACGGCGCCGGUGCAGUACAACGGCGCGCGGAUCGACGACUGCGCGGCGAUCGUGACCAGCGCGUGGCUCGAGGUGCGGGAGACCUGCUGCCUCAAGAAGGUGCUCUUCCUGCGGCUGGGCUUCUCCGGCGUCGCGGCCAUGAAGAUACGGCGGUCCGAGUGGGACGGACCGUUCGUCGUGCCCCGGAAGUCGGGCUCGCUGUCAGUGCGGCUUAGCGCGGCGCUGUCUGGUGGCAUAGCGCAGAUACCGCCGUUGCCGGAGGGGAAGGUGGAGGUGAACUCCGCCAUAUUCCCCAAGGGGCCGCCGGUGCCGCUCCCCGUUCAGAAGAUGGCGAGGCACGUGGAUACCACCGAGGUGAUGAGAGGCCCUGACGACCUGCCGGGGUAUUGGGUUGUCACCGGCGCAAAGCUGUGUAUGGAAGGCGGCAAGGUUGCGCUCAAGGUCAAGUACUCGUUGCUCAUCGCCGUGCAAGAGGACGCUGACGUUUGAGGCCUUCACUGUCGUCGAUGCCUCAAGUUCUUUUCUUUUUUCUUUUUUUUGGUGUAGCUUGUUUGCCGUGGUGUACAGUUCAGUCGUGCACAUAGUGUACAUACACACAGAGGCAGCUAUACUGUAAAGAAUACAGAGUGCACAAAGGCAGCUGUUUGGUCUGCCAAUUCAGUUCGAUCUUGUAAAUCUAGGCGCAGUUUAGAUAUGCAGAAAUUACCUGGUUUAAGCAUCCAA
Phragmites australis (common reed) is the source of this 2139-nucleotide messenger RNA. RefSeq names its product MACPF domain-containing protein NSL1-like. The record is from RefSeq and is a predicted model, not a curated record. Gene Ontology annotation, biological process: plant-type hypersensitive response; regulation of salicylic acid mediated signaling pathway. Bases 88 to 1905 code for a protein of 605 amino acids. Gene Ontology annotation, cellular component: plasma membrane. NCBI's taxonomy places the organism in Eukaryota, Viridiplantae, Streptophyta, Magnoliopsida, Poales, Poaceae. The transcript has 7 exons.